AAAGUUGUAAUAUUUUUUAUUUGACAGACGUUCAAUUUUUGGAGGAUAAUUAUAAUAAAUAAAUAAAUAAAGUAUUUUUAUAAUUAAUAAUUCAAAAAAUUAGACACAACUCAAGGAUUGAAAUUAGAAAUUAUUUAUUGAUAUUUAAAAUAAAAAAAUACAAAAAUGGGAGAACGUAAAGGAACAAAUUUAUAUUACCCACCGGAUUAUGAUCCGCGUGUGGGUGGACUCAAUAAAUUCAUGGGUACCCAUGCACUACGUGAGCGUGCCCGUAAAUUACACAUGGGGAUACUUAUUAUCCGAUUUGAAAUGCCAUUUAAUAUAUGGUGUAAUGGAUGUAAUAAUCACAUUGGUAUGGGAGUGCGUUACAAUGCUGAGAAAAAAAAAAUUGGAAUGUACUACAGCACUCCGCUCUAUCAAUUUCGUAUGAAAUGUCACUUGUGCGACAAUCAUUUUGAAAUAAAAACUGAUCCAGCUAAUUUGACUUAUAUAGUAGAAAGUGGAGCACGUCGUCAAGAAAAUCGUUGGGAUCCAACAGAAAAUGAACAAGUUGUACCAGAAGAAAAAGAAGUGUCAAGAAGACUCUAUGAUGACCCGAUGUUUAAAUUGGAACACUCCAUGGAUGAUAAAAAGAAAGCUAAAUCAAAGGAUACGACGUUGGGUAGCUUAAUUGCUAAUAAUGAACAAUUUAAAGACGAUUAUGCAUUAAAUUCAUCACUACGCGCAGCAUUUAGAGAAAAAAAAAAAGAAUUACAAGAACGUAAAAGUUUAUCAUCUAAACUGGGUUUAGUGCAGGUUAAUUUAGUUGAUGAGCAUGACGAAGAUAUCAGAUUAGCAAAAUUACUGAUGCACAAUAAAAAAAGUGAUAGUAAAAAAAAAUCAAUUUAUUCUCCAUUAAAAAAACUCGUGAAUUCAAGUCAUGUUCAUAAAAUAAAAAAACACAUGGCACCGUCGGCGACUGCUUCAAGUCUCGUUAAAAAACAUAAAAAUCAACGUAAUCAGGACAAAGUAUCGUCCUCGUCUUCUACUAAUAAUUUAACCGCAAGUACUUCACUAGUUAAUUACGAUUCAUCUUCCAGUUCUGACAACACGUAAUUUUUUUUAAUAUAGAAAUUAUAUUUUAUUUAUAAUACUUUUUACAAUAAAAAAUUGUACUCAGUAAUCUGAGAUUAACAUCAUUAACAAUUAAUUAUUUAUUAAUAAUAAUAUAUAUAUAAAAAUCACUAUUAUACUUAUUUAUAAAAAAAUUUAUAGUAAUGGUAUAACAAUUAUUUUUUUUUAAUUACUAUUCGUUAAUUCAAAUUUUUCAACGCUGGUUUUUUGAAUUUCUUCAGACUUAUAUUGUAAAUAAAUUAACAAAUUUAUUAGGUCGAUAUUUUAAAUUAAAAUGUAAAAAAUUAUUUGACUUUAUUUCGAAUAAUAA
This is a messenger RNA of Microplitis demolitor, 1423 nucleotides long. Its product is annotated as coiled-coil domain-containing protein 130 homolog. Lineage: Eukaryota; Metazoa; Arthropoda; Insecta; Hymenoptera; Braconidae. The transcript is spliced from 4 exons. Bases 166 to 1095 code for a protein of 309 amino acids. The record is from RefSeq and is a predicted model, not a curated record. Gene Ontology annotation, biological process: mRNA splicing, via spliceosome. Gene Ontology annotation, cellular component: U2-type spliceosomal complex; post-mRNA release spliceosomal complex.